CAGGCGUCUGGCGCGCCCCCGCCUCUCCCCGCUUCCUUCCAGCUCUCGGGUUUCUCCACCCUCCAGGCCCCGCCUCGCCGCUGGGCGCCUCCUCCUUGUAGUCGCCCCGUGGCUCCGCGGGCAAGCUGCGUGUUGCUGCGUCAUCGCCAGUGGCCGGUUUGAAUGAGGUUCUUGUCGCUCUCGAGCUGCCGCCACUACCGCGCCUUCGCCUCGGCUGCUGCCACCGCUUCUUCGUGUCCCUUUCCCUUCGCCGCCCUUGCCAGGCCCAGCCUUCCUGCGCCGCCACCCCUCUCGCCCGCCAUGCCGCUCUACUCUGUUACUGUGAAAUGGGGAAAGGAGAAAUUUGAAGGUGUAGAGUUGAAUACUGAUGAACCUCCAAUGGUGUUCAAGGCUCAGCUUUUUGCACUGACUGGAGUCCAGCCGGCCAGACAGAAAGUUAUGGUGAAAGGAGGAACGUUGAAGGAUGAUGAUUGGGGAAACAUCAAAAUAAAAAAUGGAAUGACUCUACUAAUGAUGGGAUCAGCGGAUGCUCUUCCUGAGGAACCCUCAGCCAAAACUGUCUUCGUAGAAGAUAUGACAGAAGAACAGUUAGCGUCUGCUAUGGAAUUACCAUGUGGAUUGACAAACCUUGGUAAUACCUGUUACAUGAAUGCUACAGUUCAGUGUAUUCGGUCUGUGCCUGAACUCAAAGAUGCCCUUAAAAGGUAUGCUGGUGCCUUGAGAGCUUCAGGGGAGAUGGCUUCAGCACAGUAUAUUACUGCAGCCCUUAGAGAUUUGUUUGAUUCCAUGGAUAAAACUUCUUCUAGUAUUCCACCUAUCAUUCUACUGCAAUUUUUGCACAUGGCUUUUCCACAGUUUGCAGAGAAGGGUGAUCAAGGACAAUAUCUUCAACAGGAUGCUAAUGAAUGUUGGAUACAGAUGAUGCGAGUAUUGCAACAGAAAUUAGAAGCCAUAGAGGAUGAUUCUGUUAAAGAGACAGAUUCUUCAUCUGCAUCAGCUGUGACACCUCCUAAAAAGAAAAGCUUAAUUGAUCAGUUCUUCGGGGUUGAGUUUGAAACUACAAUGAAAUGUACAGAAUCUGAAGAAGAAGAAGUCACUAAAGGAAAGGAAAAUCAGCUUCAGCUUAGCUGUUUUAUCAAUCAAGAAGUCAAGUAUCUUUUUACAGGACUUAAAUUGCGACUUCAGGAAGAAAUCACCAAACAGUCUCCAACAUUGCAAAGAAAUGCUUUGUACAUCAAAUCUUCCAAGAUCAGCCGGCUCCCUGCUUACUUGACUAUUCAGAUGGUUCGGUUUUUUUAUAAAGAGAAGGAAUCUGUGAAUGCUAAAGUUCUUAAGGAUGUUAAAUUUCCUCUUAUGUUGGAUGUGUAUGAACUAUGCACACCUGAACUUCAAGAGAAAAUGGUCUCUUUUCGAUCAAAAUUCAAGGAUCUAGAAGAUAAAAAAGUGAAUCAGCAGACAAAGACAACUGACAAAAAGAGUAGUCCCCAGAAAGAAGUUAAGUAUGAGCCCUUUUCUUUUGCUGAUGACAUUGGCUCCAAUAACUGUGGAUACUAUGAUUUACAAGCAGUGCUAACACAUCAGGGAAGGUCUAGCUCAUCAGGACAUUAUGUAUCAUGGGUGAAAAGGAAACAAGAUGAAUGGAUUAAAUUUGAUGAUGAUAAGGUCAGCAUUGUGACACCAGAGGAUAUCUUGCGACUUUCUGGUGGUGGAGACUGGCAUAUAGCUUAUGUUUUACUCUAUGGGCCUCGCCGAGUUGAAAUAAUGGAAGAGGAAAGUGAACAGUAAUCAUUUUAGCUAUUUAUGCUUAGGUGUGAAAUAAAUGUUAUUUGUUGAUCAUUUCUAUAAUCCAGAGCUUUAGAGGAAGAUACGUAAGUGGUUUUGUUUCCCCUCGUGUUGAACAAGAGGGCAGAAGCAGACCACUCUGUGUAUCAGCCUAAAAAAUUAUAAAAAAGAGAAAAAUGGCCUUUGGACUGUGCUGCCCUGUAUUAAAGGUGGCAGGAAGACAUUUAAAAAACCUUAUUUCUUGCAUUGUUUUUAAAUUUCUGAGUUGAAAUGCCUUUCAACUAAUUACCUUCUGUGAUGGUUUUUCCCCCUGCCCUUUUUAGCCCAAGAUUCGGCAAUGUGAUGUUUAUUGCACACCUGUUACUGUUAUUUGUUGUUCUUGCAUGGUUCAAACCACAAGUGAUUCAGUAGCUGUCCAUCCUUUGCCUUACCUAACAGAUUUUGUCAGGAAGAUGGAAAGGAAGUAAGUGUUGCUCUCAUUGUGCUCUCAGUGCUGCUGUCCACAUCCCAUGGAAACAUGGGUACAAUCAAGUAUUUGUCCAGCCUGAUAGUUGCUGGCUUUUCAUGACUUUAAAAUAAAUUGUGAUCAAUAGUACAUUUGAUUAUACAUUUAUUACUGUGUCUCUGAUGUACUAUGGUUUGUACAUUUAACUUUGCAUUGGUUUUGUAGCAAUCAACCUUAAAAAAUGUUGACAAGCUCUGGUUGCUUAUUUUUAGAAAAAUGAGGAUAUUUAAUAAAAAAAAAAAAA
Molecule: messenger RNA, 2531 nt
Organism: Hipposideros armiger (great roundleaf bat)
Lineage: Eukaryota; Metazoa; Chordata; Mammalia; Chiroptera; Hipposideridae
Gene: USP14
Product: ubiquitin specific peptidase 14
Exons: 16
Coding region: 163-1785 (540 amino acids)
Biological process (GO): proteasome-mediated ubiquitin-dependent protein catabolic process; protein deubiquitination; regulation of proteasomal protein catabolic process
Molecular function (GO): protein binding; cysteine-type deubiquitinase activity; proteasome binding
Source: RefSeq, a predicted model, not a curated record